CUCGGCGUAACCACCGACAAUUUCUAACAAUGGCCACGACAGGUGGCCUUCCCAAUCCCCCUCUCUCUCUCUCUCUCUUUCGCUCUCUAGUCUUCCCUAUCUGAGUCUUCCCCGCGAUAACACAACACCACCAUCAUCGAGAGGGGCCCCGAGGAAAGGGACCGAGAGCCACAACGAGAGAGAGAGAGACCUGUUUAAGCAAAUCGAUGAUGCUCAAUGGCUUCUGGCUUACCCCCGAACAUGAUGAAGGGGCAGUAGUCGCUCAUGCCUGCGCGCCAAUCCUCUUCUAACAGUGUUGAGUGUCGGGUGCUUGUUGAAACGAAAGAAAGAUCUGCUUGUGAAACCAGAAGGACUUUGACGGCGUGGUCGGAAUAGGCUUGGCUUUGCAUCGGUGAAUGACGCGAAGAAGACCGGUCAACUGCUCUGAGUUUUCCGCCUCUGACGUUCCCCCUCUAGAAAUACUCGCGAGGAAAAACGGACGUGAGGGAGAAGAAGAAGAGGAAUCAGAGAGCGCGCAUAUAUUAUGGCAUGGAUAUGGAGUGAGUGAAGGACUCGUUGGUAGUUGGAGGAUAGGGGGGGGGGAUUCUUACCACACUUGGCCUGGCCAAAGGAGGGGGAAAAGGCAACAGGACACUCAGGAUUGUGAACUCAACGAGGGCGCCCUCGGUCGGAACGUUGGUAUACAUGUUGUGCGAGUGAGGGACAGAGCGAGUGCGUGCGUGUCUGCGUGUGUGCGUGGCUGACUCCUCGAGUGUUGUUGGUCCGACGAAGCAACAACAUGAUAAAACCAAUGUGUAAGCCGACGUGGUUUUCAAUCGCUACCAGUCGACCAACGGAGCAACACACGAAUCGCCGUCCUUAGUACCCGGGACUCUUCUUCCAGCAACAAGAGGCAAGCAACAAGCCUCUUGGAUCAAGAAAGUCUUUGUGAAAUUAUCUCAAGUUCAGCCAGGGCAACAACAACUGGGUGUGCUUAUUCAUAAACCAGAGCGAACGUCGUCAUCUUGGGCCCCAUCACAAUCGUCCAUUGAAAAAGUGAGUCCCCCGUCCCCCUCGAUCCGAGCCUUGCUUUUGCAUCCUCAAAUCACCACUACUACUGGCCUGUGUGUGUGUGUCACUUAAAUAUCCGGACUUUGUUCACACACUCCUCUCCUCUCCUUCGAUGUGAAUGAAAACUGAGUGUUGUAACGACCAGAUCCAUUCCUCUAAACCAUUCCAUGGAAACCUCUCGCCACUGUUAAGUAUACAAUUCCCAUUGCUACUGCUACCACCAAACUCCAUUAAGUUUUUCUUGGCUGUUGAUGACUUGGUUUCACAAAGCCACAUUAAGAUCGAAAGACCAGAUCUGUCUGGCUUCUCGGGCCUUAAUCGCCACCACCACCAUCAUCAUCAUCAUCACCCUCCGAGUGGCUUCCCCCUCCCAGAACACCUCGUACCUCCUCCGGCAGCCCACAUUCUAGCCGCUCAUUUCAACCGAUAUGGGUUCCUUCCUUCCGUGGCCGCAGCCGCCCAUUCACCUUUGCUGUUGCCUGAGCCGCCCGUGGCGCACCGAAAUUCCUCCUCGCUCACCCCGCCACCGGAUGACCAUCACUCCAGCUCGAAAAAGGACAUCUUCCGCCCUUAUUGCUUGGAAGACCCGGUCCACAAGCAACUUGCUCAACCAUUGUACCCUUAUCCAUCGCCAUACCUUCAGUACCGUAACAUUGAGGACAUCAACACCGCUCAUGCCAUUCUCGAUCUCAGUCGACGAUCGGCCUCGCCCAAGCCCAUCAAAAUCAAGGAGGAACCUCAAACCUCGUCUGCUCAUGGCCUAGUCUCCCCGCCUUGCUCUAGUCACUCUCUGUCGAGCUCCACUCAAGAUGCCACGCCUCUGCUGUCGCCGGCCCUCUCUAGUUCAUCGACGACCACCUCGGCCACUAGUCCGGAGUCGAUAGGCUUCAAGGUGAAUGCGGGCAAAACCACCGCCUACACCUACGAGGCGUUCUUUGCCUCGGACGGUCGAUCCAAGAAGAAGCCACCGGUGGUGGACAGUCCCGCCGUGGUCCCCGAACCAUCCCAGAAGACCCGGUACACUUGUUCAGAGUGUGGGAAGAACUACGCCACCAGCUCGAAUCUCUCCCGUCACAAGCAAACCCAUCGGAGCUUGGAUUCAAACAACGCCAAGAAGUGCCCGGUGUGCGGUAAGAUGUACGUGUCCAUGCCCGCCCUCUCAAUGCACAUCCUCACCCACAACCUCAAUCACAAAUGCAAUGUGUGUGGCAAGGCUUUCUCGAGGCCGUGGCUGCUCCAAGGCCACAUGCGAUCCCACUCUGGAGAUAAACCUUACGGCUGUGCACACUGUGGCAAAUCCUUUGCUGAUCGGUCCAAUCUCAGGGCGCAUAUGCAGACCCACUCCGCUUUCAAGAACUUCAAGUGCAAGCGCUGCAACAAGUCAUUUGCCCUCAAGUCCUACCUGAACAAGCACUACGAGUCCGCUUGCUUCAAGGACCAGCCCAUUCCCACCAUUGACACGCCUCCAUGCACGCCCGCCCCGUCCGAGGCCUCGAGUGAGGGGGGAAGUCUGAGCGGGAGCUUGGUGUCCCCAGGAGCCUCGUCCUCGCAUUCCUAUCAAUCCGAUGGGAGUUCGCCGAACUCGUCGCCGAUCUCGUCUUCGUACUCGUCCCACUCUUCCCAUUUGUCAUCCAUCCUUUCGGCGCUGCCCUCUUCCAGCCACACCCACUCCACCUCCCAAGCCCCCCUCGUCAGAGUUUAGCUUUCUCCCAAGGAGCACCUCCUUCUAAAGUACCAAACAAAUACUCCAAAGAGACUGACUGCCAGUCCUUUAUACAUACCAUUUGAUAAUGUACAUAGUGUUAUUGAGUUGUGUUUUUCUUCCUUUGGUCCAUUCUCGUUGUUGCUCAAUCGAGCCCCUUUAAGGGUCAACGUACGUUUCACCAGGCAACGAAAAGAACAGAAAUCUAGUCAAGCAAACCAGCAAAGAUUUGAUAUCCUCUUUCCCCGAUCUCUAUCCAGAGAUCACCACACUCACACCUCUAUACUUUGACAUGCAUUCCAAUCCUGAGUUGCAAGACUUGCGGGCCUCCAUCGAUGACCCCGAAAACCAGCUUUUUCCAACUUGAUCUCAACAUUUGUAAAGCAUAGCAAUUAUCCACAUGGUUGUGACAAUCUCCCUCCAACCCUUUAGGAGCUUCACUAUCUCUCAUCUUCUCUCUCUCCUACACACAGAGUGUGUGAUUAUCCCCUGUCCCAUUGCGUUCGUUCCCAAAAAGGGAUUUACCCUGGGAACGACAAGCAGGAGUUAAGUCUAGUCCUUCUUCUUAGCACCAAAAUCCCACUUUUACUACUAACCCCACCAUCACCACCACCACCAUCUACUACCAUGUAUGUUCGUACCAUCCCAGUACUUUUUACGCUUGCUGUGUCAGCGCGACAAGUCUUUCUUUAGUCCUCUUUGGGUGUCGGUCGGUCGGUCGGUCGUUCUCUCGCUCUCUCGCUCGCUUCCCCUCUCUCUCUCUCUCUUUCGCUCUCUUCAAGCCCUUUAUUAUGUUCCACUUUGGCAUUUCCCAUUUUGAUUUGCAUAACACUUCUUCACUAUGAUAUUGUACAUCAUCGAUUGAUGAACUCAAGCUGAAACAAUACUUGAGGGUAUUCCAAAGCAAUAAAACAGUAGUGUUCCUCACCCGGAGGUCGACCUCUGUCCCAAUAAUAAUGGGACAAAGGGGCCCCGAACAAGCGUGAGUUUAGAAAGAAAGCAAUACUUCUAUUUUUACCAAAGAUAUACUAGAAUGCAAUAAUAAAUUAAAUGACCAACA
Tigriopus californicus is the source of this 3812-nucleotide messenger RNA. RefSeq names its product zinc finger protein SNAI2-like. Gene Ontology annotation, molecular function: DNA-binding transcription factor activity, RNA polymerase II-specific; RNA polymerase II cis-regulatory region sequence-specific DNA binding. The transcript has 2 exons. Lineage: Eukaryota; Metazoa; Arthropoda; Copepoda; Harpacticoida; Harpacticidae. Bases 1169 to 2752 code for a protein of 527 amino acids. Gene Ontology annotation, biological process: regulation of DNA-templated transcription. The record is from RefSeq and is a predicted model, not a curated record.